Messenger RNA from Macrosteles quadrilineatus (aster leafhopper), 3842 nucleotides. RefSeq names its product trifunctional purine biosynthetic protein adenosine-3-like. The transcript is spliced from 19 exons. The coding region runs from base 112 to 3120 and encodes 1002 amino acids. The record is from RefSeq and is a predicted model, not a curated record. Gene Ontology annotation, biological process: 'de novo' IMP biosynthetic process; adenine biosynthetic process. Lineage: Eukaryota; Metazoa; Arthropoda; Insecta; Hemiptera; Cicadellidae. Gene Ontology annotation, molecular function: phosphoribosylglycinamide formyltransferase activity; phosphoribosylformylglycinamidine cyclo-ligase activity; metal ion binding. Gene Ontology annotation, cellular component: cytosol.
GCAGACGCCAAACGGGAAACGCCGCGUUUCAAUCAGUUAACUUAACUUCACAUAAUUUAAUUAAAACUUUAUUUUGCUUUGCUGCUUGUCUUUCGCAAUAAGCAAGUCAAGAUGAGUCAGAAUGUUUUGGUGGUUGGAAGUGGAGGCCGAGAGCAUGCUCUGUGCUGGAAACUCUCUCAAUCUACUAAGAUAAACAAGGUGUUUGCUGCUCCUGGAAAUGUUGGCAUCAGAAAGUUAAAAAAGGCUGUGAUUGUGAAUCUUGAUAUCAAAAACUUUAACGCUGUAGCUGUGUGGUGUAAGCAGGAAAGUGUGACUCUAGUAGUGGUAGGGCCAGAAGAUCCGUUGGCCAAUGGUAUUGCUGACGCUCUGUCUGCGGCUGGGAUAAAUUGUUUCGGCCCAACAGCUGCUGCAGCGAGAAUAGAGGCAGACAAGGACUGGGCAAAGAAGUUUAUGGAUCGACACAGCAUUCCUACAGCUCGAUGGCAGGGCUUCACCUCGGCAGACGACGCAGUUAAUUUUAUUAAUAGGGCAAAUUUCCCGGCUUUAGUAGUGAAGGCUGCAGGGUUGGCAGCAGGCAAGGGUGUUGUAGUGGCGGCCGACACUGAGGAGGCGACUGCGGCAGUCAGGGAAUGUCUGGUGGACAAGAAGUUUGGAAAGGCUGGGGAAAUUGUAAUUGUUGAAGAACUGCUUGAUGGACCUGAAGUUUCGGUCCUGGGCUUCUCAGACGGCCGCACUGUGAAAGCCAUGUUGCCAGCGCAGGAUCACAAGCGAGCACUGGACGGAGACCUCGGCCCCAACACUGGAGGCAUGGGCGCGUACUGUCCUUGUCCUCUGCUGUCCAACCAACAGCUGUCUUGGGUAGAGGAGCAUGUUCUGCAGAGAACUGUUGACGGACUCAGACAAGAAGGAUGUCCUUUUGUGGGUGUGUUGUAUGCUGGUUUGAUGCUUACCAAGGAUGGACCCAAAGUGUUGGAGUUCAAUUGUCGCUUUGGUGACCCAGAAACCGAGGCAAUCCUCCCUCUGCUUCAGUCAGAUCUGUUUGACAUUAUGAUGUCUUGCUGCAGUGAGACGUUAGUCAGCCAGGAGGUUUGCUGGGCCUCUGGGUGUUCCACAGUAGCUGUCAUCAUGGCUUCCAGAGGAUACCCGGUCACCUCCAGCAAGGGUGACAUUAUAAAAGGAGUUGAGAGACUGUAUGACAGCUCAGACCUGGUGGUGUUCCACUGUGGCACGGCGGAGGUGGCGGGGGAGCUGGUGACUGCGGGGGGGCGAGUGUUGGCUGUGGUGGCGAGGUCCCCCCAUCUGGUGACAGCUGCAGCACGUGCCACCGCAGUUUGCAGCACCAUCACUUUCCCUGGUGGACAGUACAGGAGAGACAUUGCACACAAGGGCAUUCCUAGGUGGAUCCUGCAGAGAGGCAAAACAACGUACAAGUCUAGUGGUGUAGAUAUAGACGCAGGAGAAUCACUUGUAGAUGCUAUAAAGCCAGCAGUGGCUGCCUCCACACGUCCGGGCGUGAUGGGUCACAUUGGCGGCUUUGGCUCUCUCUUUGACCUCAAGAAAACCAACUACAAAGAUCCUAUACUGGUGUCAGGCACCGACGGAGUCGGGACUAAACUUAAGAUUGCCCAGGAGAUGGGUAUCUACUCCACUCUAGGACAGGACCUGGUGGCGAUGUGUGUCAAUGACGUACUGUGUCAGGGAGCUGAGCCUCUCUACUUCCUUGACUACUUCGCCUGUGGUCGUCUGCAGGUCUCCACUGCUACGGACAUCGUUGUUGGCAUCGCAAAGGCCUGCUCUAUGGCUGGGUGCGCUUUGGUUGGAGGAGAGACAGCAGAGAUGGCAGGACUUUACAAAGAUGGAGAUUUUGACUUGGCAGGGUUUGCAGUUGGAGCAGUAGAGCGGAGUAAUGUGCUGCCGCGUCUAGACCAGAUCAAACCUGGUGACAAAGUACUUGGACUUGGGUCGAGUGGAGUUCACAGUAAUGGCUUCAGUCUUGUGCGUAAAGUUAUGAGUAUGCAAGGUCUUGGUGUCAAAGACAAAGCUCCGUUCAGUGACAAAACUCUUGGUGAGGAGCUGCUGACUCCCACGAAGCUCUACGUCAAGUCCGUGUUGCCUGUGAUACAUCAUGUGAAGGCUCUUGCACACAUCACUGGUGGAGGUCUGAUAGACAACCUACCACGAGUGUUGCCUCCACAACUGGGUGUGACACUGGACGCUAACUGCUGGACCAUACCUCCCGUCUUCUCAUGGCUGGCCACCUCAGGAGUGAUCAGUGAGCAGGAGAUGCUGCGGACAUUCAACUGCGGCCUGGGUCUGGUACUGGUUGUUGCUGCGGAGACAGUAGACGCUGUCUCGGCCAAGCUGCCUGAAGCAACAGUCAUCGGCUCUGUAUGCAGCAGAGUUUCUACUGGUGAUCCAGCCGUUGUUGUGGAGAAUGUAGCAGCUGCCUUUGAAUCCACUAUGAAGCCUUUUGUUGCUCCUUUGGUCAGUCGAUUGUCCUCACGCAAACGUGUUGGAGUCCUUAUCUCUGGCAGUGGCACUAAUUUGCAGUCGCUGAUAGACGCCACCUCAGGUCUAGGCAGUGUGGCUAUGGGGGCAGAGAUUGUACUGGUGAUAUCCAACAAGGAAGGAGUACAAGGGCUGGAGAGAGCUGUCAGAGCUGGCAUUCCCACUCAGGUUAUCAAGCACACAGACUUUGCCAGUCGGGCGGAGUUUGACGCAGCUCUGCAUGCCAGUCUACAGCGAGCGGAAGUGGAGAUUGUAUGCUUGGCAGGGUUCAUGCGAGUGUUGACCGGAGCCUUCGUACAGGCUUGGCGAGGCAGGUUACUAAAUAUUCAUCCGUCACUGCUGCCUGCAUUCAAAGGCACACAUGCUCACCGCCAGGCACUAGCUGCGGGGGUCAGAGUCUCUGGGUGUACUGUGCAUUUUGUUGAGGAGGACAUAGACUCUGGAGCUAUCAUCGCCCAGAGAGCAGUGAACAUAGAGGCUGGUGACACAGAGGAUACUCUGAGUGAGAGAGUCAAGCUGGCUGAACAUGAGAUAUUCCCUGAGGCUCUGAGACUGCUAGCUACUGGACGCAUCACCCUAGACCUCCAUACCAACAAGAUAAUCUGGAAUUGAUCAUUACAAUACAACUGUACUAGGGUCUGUCUCUGUUAGAAUAGUAUUUCCCAUCACUGGGGCCUGGAGUGACUCAAGCUUAGUGACCAAGAAAAUGAUCAAGGGUCGAAAAGACUAAUUAGGUACCCAAACUAUAUUUUUUUUUCUGCACCAUUCUUUUAGCUUAGCUACAAAAUGAAUAUUUUGAUUAUUGGGGAAAACCAUACGGCAAAUAGCUAUUUUCCAGACUAUUAACCUAAUGUACUAUUAGCAGACUCUCUUAACUACAUCUGAUUUUUUUACACUUGUGCUAAAUAGGACAACUACCUCAGAUUGGCAACACACACAUUAAAAACAGCUUUUUGCUGCAGUAUGACAAAAAAGUUUUCUCGGCUUGGGGAGACUUGUCAUUAUGUCCAAUUGGUGUAACUGGUAGGCCUAUUAUUCUAAAAUGUGAGUGGUAGUCUUAAGUUGUGUAAUCUCUAUUGAAGUAUGCUCUCUGAUUUGUUAAUAAGCACUGACUACUCAUUUGUUUUUGUGUAAAUUAUAAUACACUAAAAUAUUCUGAAUACUCUAAAAUAUUCGGUAACUCAAUGUCAUUUAGGUAAUGCAAUACUAACUAAAAAUAGUUAACUACACUUACCAGUUGUUAACGGUUACUUAAUGUUUUUAGUAAAAAGCAUUUAGCUUGGAUUAAAUAAAUAUAUAGGAUGGAGAGGACACAGCUAACUCACCUGAUGAAA